AUACAGAUUGUCAAAGAUGGCGGCCUCCGGUGUGAUGGUUUUUUAACCUGAUUACCUGGAGCAGCUGCCUUGGCCCAUAUCCAGACACUUUCUUUCCCAGGUGUGAAGUGCAGCCUCAACAUGUCUGUGUUUCUGAGGAGGAUAAAGCCCAGCCGUGUUCUGCUUAGCACUUUCUGCCAGACUCUCUUCUCCAGUUCAUCCCCAUCCUCUUGGACUAAAGUGGUGUCAGAAGCAGAGAAGAUUGUCGGAUACCCAACCUCCUUCAUGAGUCUUCGCUGUCUACUCAGCGAUGAACUCAGUAAUAUCGCACUGCAGGUCAGGAAACUGGUGGGGACCAAGCACCCUUUAAUAUCUACAGCCAGGGGUUUUGUGAAUGACACCAGGAACAAUCUACAGAUGCGAGGUCUGGUUGUCUUAUUAAUGUCAAAAGCGGCUGGUCCCAGCAAAACAGCAGAGCCUCCACUGGAAGGAGACCUGGUCAGUGGAAUUUACUCCAGUCAGCGAAAUCUGGCAGAGAUCACAGAACUGAUCCACACGGCCUUUCUCGUGCAUCGUGGGAUAGUGAAUAUUAUGGAGCUGACAUCAUCUCACGGGUCACUGAAGGAUAUGCAGUUUGGUAAUAAAAUGGCUGUCCUGAGUGGAGACUUUCUUCUGGCCAAUGCGUGUACAAGCCUUGCUCAGUUACAGAACACUAAGGUCGUGGAGAUUAUAUCAAGCGCAAUUGGAGAUUUGGUCCAAGGCAUAUAUUAUGAAAACUCUAAAACUGGAGAGGACAAUAUGACGGAUGAUGUGAUGAUAGCUGACUGGGAAGAGCAAACCUUUCUAUCUCAUGGUGCCUUGCUGGCAAAGAGUUGUGAAAGUGCCAUGGAACUGGCAAAGCACGAUGCUGAAGUCCAAGAGAUGGCAUUUCAGUAUGGCAAACAUAUGUCUCUUGCCCACAAGCUAAAUUCCGACCUUCAGCCAUUUGUUGAAGAAGCUUUCAAUGACUCCGUGCCUUUCAGUCUGAACUCUGCACCAGUCGUUUUACAUCGGGAGCUUUUGGGUCGAGACACUUGGAUUAAUCAAUUUAAAGAGGCUAAAAUCAAUGGAGAACAAAUUGACUAUGUCAAGUUGCACCGAAUAAUCAAGGCUGGAAAAGGUGUUAGUUCAUCUCUUGACUUAUGCCAUUACCAUGGAAACCAAGCAUUGGAAGCCCUCCGCUGCUUCCCCACAUCAGAGGCCACGUCAGCUUUGAAAAACAUUGUUUAUGCCGUAACCAAAUUCUGACUCGUGGAAACUGCACAGAGAGAACAGACCUAUAAGAAAUCUGCACCGUUCAGCAGCCAACAAUCUAUGUGAAGAAAAAGAAUUCUUAAUAAUGAGGAGAAAGAUUUGUUCUUUUAACUGCAGCGAUACUAAGCAAGUGAGCUGUUUUUUUUCUUUCCCCAUUGUAUGGCUGCAAACAAAUUUAGAGAAAGGUCAAACAGUUUUCCCUUGUCAUGCCAGAAACACACCGGAGGCAGCGAGGGCAGAAAUAAUUAAUGAGACUUGCUACUGUGACCUCAGCAAAUGGACAGGAAAUAAGGCCGUAUUGAUUGGACAUAACCAGGGAUGGCGCCGAAGUGGUGGCCUGUGGUUUUUCCCUACACUUGGAGGACAGGGAGAAUGAGACUGCAGGUGUUGCAAGAAACACUUGGUAACCUGUCUGAUAGAUCUGCCAUCUGAGAAUAAUAGCCUAAUUUAUCAACAUGAAGGACAGCUUAAUACUGUAGAUAAAUACAUUGCCUGAGGCUGUACAAAGAAUAUAAUAGUGAAACAAGUUUCAGCUCUAUUUAUGGAUUAUGAAAAGAAUUUUUUAUCAUUUGAAAACUAUCAGUGAAAAUGUAAUCAGAAUCUACACUGGCUAUCAUGAUUCAGUCUCUUUUUCGGCUGUUGGGUUUUUACUUGAGGGAUUUUCUGUGUUUUAGGGGUUGAUUACCUUUCACAUGUGUAUGUAGUAUGUGCUGUGUAAUACUAUUGUACUAAAGAGAAAUCUCGUUGCUUUUCUUUCUAUAAAACUACAAACACGUUUUAAAAUAGACUGAUUUACAUGCAAAAAAAAGAAAUGUUUCUUUUAAUUAUUGGCUCCAACAGAGGUUGUACUUUUUGUACAAUAAAAUUGAGUAAACC
Messenger RNA from Callorhinchus milii (elephant shark), 2148 nucleotides. It is a transcript of the gene pdss2, whose product is annotated as prenyl (decaprenyl) diphosphate synthase, subunit 2. The record is from RefSeq and is marked provisional. Gene Ontology annotation, molecular function: prenyltransferase activity. Gene Ontology annotation, cellular component: mitochondrion; transferase complex. Gene Ontology annotation, biological process: isoprenoid biosynthetic process; ubiquinone biosynthetic process. NCBI's taxonomy places the organism in Eukaryota, Metazoa, Chordata, Chondrichthyes, Chimaeriformes, Callorhinchidae.